Varanus komodoensis (Komodo dragon) is the source of this 2248-nucleotide messenger RNA. Its product is annotated as dual specificity protein phosphatase 13-like. Gene Ontology annotation, biological process: protein dephosphorylation; negative regulation of MAPK cascade. Lineage: Eukaryota; Metazoa; Chordata; Lepidosauria; Squamata; Varanidae. Bases 508 to 1101 code for a protein of 197 amino acids. Gene Ontology annotation, cellular component: cytoplasm. Gene Ontology annotation, molecular function: MAP kinase phosphatase activity; protein tyrosine/serine/threonine phosphatase activity. The transcript has 4 exons. The record is from RefSeq and is a predicted model, not a curated record.
CCUGGCAAGGACCCGGGCUGAAAUCCAUUUUCCUGUUGAAAAGCGGGGCAACUCCGAGAGGCCCUAGAGCCUACCUGGAAAUCUGAAGCCCCAGGAAAUGCCAGAAGCCUCCGCGGUGGUGGAACGCUGGGCAGCUUGGAGCGUGUGACCCCAAGGGCAGCCCCUUCGGCCUCCCAGGAAUGCCGCCUUCUCGCCUCUCGCCUCGAAUGACAGGACGCAGAUCAGUGCGGCCGCUCUGGCAAGACUUAAGCCACAAGCAUGUCCAAUAGCAGUGCGGCAGCAACUCAAUCCGCAAACGUGCUGCAGGGAAGCAGCCGACAGCGCCAGGAGCCCCGGCUAAGAAAAGUAACUGCGCAGGGAGGGGUUCAGGCAGCUCCAUUACCCACCGCUGGAGCAAGGAAGGCUGCGGGAAACCUUACGGGAGACAGAGUGCUGCACGGCUAAGAGCGACCUGGUGCUAAGAUCUGUCCUUUCUGUGCAUCAGGUGCUUGAGAGCAAAAAGCAGACAUGAUCCAUGCCGCUCACUGCUCCUCCAGGGACUGCACUUCCGAAGGCAAAAGGGGUUACGAGACUCCAGCGCUCUCCGAGCUGCAGAGGCUGAUAUGGAACAGAGGCGGCUCCGACAACCACGUCGACCAAGUGUGGCCAAACCUCUACCUUGGAGAUGCGUGGGCAGCUAGAAGCAGAAACACCCUCCAGGGCCUUGGCAUCACUCACAUCCUCAAUGCAGCCGACGGGCCGUACAACGUCAACACGGGAGCCAGCUACUACCACGGCAUGCCCAUUCAGUACUACGGGGUGCAAGCGUUCGACAGCAGCGCGUUCGACAUCAGCGUCUUCUUCCACGACGCGGCAAACUUCAUCCACAAAGCCUUAAACACGGAAGGAGGCAAAGUGUUUGUCCACUGCGCCAUGGGCUUGAGCCGCUCGGCCACAUUAGUGCUGGCCUACUUGAUGAUUCAUGAGAACCUGACCCUUGUGGAAGCCUUAAAAUCAGUGGAUUCACACAGAGGCAUCUGUCCCAACACAGGGUUCCUCAGGCAGCUCCGACUCCUGGACAUCAAAUUAAACAACGGGAGGAACAGUCUUUCAGCGUGCUGAGAAAAAACGCGGAGAUGCAAAGCUGUGGAGAGAGGGAGUGCCACAGCAUCAACUUUUCAUGAGGAAAUAAUAAUUCCAGGAGCAAACCCGUGUUUUGCAUGGCUUCCUUGCACACUCCACUUAGGUUUAAUCCUUAAUUCAGGACCUGGGGGCUCACAGCUAGACGACCCCAUUGGUCAUCAACUGGAGGGACAUGAUACCCACCAGACCCUUUCUUGGACUGCUGCUGCAGCAUCAUCUCUGAGAGCGACAAAGGGAAGAAGAGGAGGAACAGCAGAUGCGUGCCGUAAACAAACGCGUGCGUGAGUACAGCAGGGUCCAUGCUGAAGGUGGGCCUCGGCCUGUGAACUUCAGAAUCCCAUAUUUAUUUCAUGUGUAUGUCGGCAUUCUCCUAGGGAACUCAGCCUGAUCCACCCCUUGCAUGGCCACAAGUACCCCAUGAGGCUGGGAGAUAGUUGCGUACCUCAAAUCGCCCAGGGAGCCUCAUGGGAAUGCUGCGGACUGGGGCCGGGGAAAAGGCAGGUGGGCGGCAGCAAAAGCUCUGGGCAGGCAAAAGGCUCUGCAGGUGCCUUGAAGCCCGCAUUGGGCGCAUCACAUCUGGCAGCAGGAAGACAAGCCUCCGGGAGGCGGAUUGGGUCUCGCCCUCGUAUGACCGGGUGCCUUCCAGAAGCCUUGGCCCACUGUUUCCGCCCAUCUCGGCUGGCAUGAUGGGUGAGGAGGGACCAUUUGGGCUAGCGAUCCAAGUAUCUGGUGCUCGCCCGUUUGCGGAGCGCUGUUAUAGGCGAUAUUCCUCGAAGCACCGUAUCUCUGAGGAUGGCCCCUAGAUACAAAGGAAUCGCAACCAAAGCUCAGGAAAUGCAGCGGUUUGCAGUCUGCGCUGGCGCAUGCCAAACACCGGGCCAUCCAGCCGGCCGCCACGGGGCUGGGCUGGCACCGUUGACCUGAGAGCCUCUUUCAAACCCGAGCACGUUUCUCCUGCUUGAAACCUUCCUGUUGCACACGUUGCACCAUGCGCCGCAAUUCGCAGAUUAUCUGUCUGGUUUUUCUUUUUCUUACUUUUGCUUCGGAAGGUCCCAUGGCGUUCCUCUCCUGGUUGAAAUGAGAAUAGCCAGAAACUUGAAAUAAAACCAAAUCUUAUUCUGUGUCA